GUCUACCCGGAGCCGCGGAACGAGAGCGAGUGCCUGAGCAACAUCCGCGAGUUCCUGCGCGCCUGCGGGGCGUCCCUGCGCCUGGAGACUUUUGAUGCAAAUGAUUUAUAUCAGGGGCAGAACUUUAACAAGGUCCUCAGCUCCUUGGUGACACUGAAUAAAGUGACAGCAGACAUUGGACUCGGAAGUGACUCUGUGUGUGCGCGGCCCUCUUCACAUCGGAUAAAGUCUUUUGAUUCUCUGGGAUCCCAGUCUUCACACAGUAGGACUUCAAAAUUGCUUCAGAGCCAGUACCGAAGCUUGGACAUGACUGACAAUAGCAACAGCCAGCUGGUAGUACGAGCCAAGUUUAACUUCCAGCAGACCAAUGAAGAUGAGCUCUCCUUCACGAAGGGCGACGUCAUUCAUGUCACGCGAGUGGAGGAAGGAGGCUGGUGGGAGGGCACGCACAGCGGCAGGACUGGCUGGUUCCCCAGCAACUACGUGCGCGAGAUCAAGCCAAGCGAGAAGCCCGUGUCACCCAAAUCAGGAACCUUGAAGAGCCCCCCGAAAGGGUUCGACACGACUGCCAUCAACAAGAGCUAUUACAACGUGGUGCUACAGAAUAUCCUAGAAACAGAGCAUGAAUAUUCUAAGGAGCUGCAGUCUAUGCUUUCGACCUAUCUGCGGCCACUGCAGACCAGCGAGAAGUUGAGUUCAGCAAACACUUCCUAUUUAAUGGGAAAUCUAGAGGAAAUCUCUUCCUUCCAGCAAGUGCUCGUACAGUCCUUAGAAGAAUGUACCAAGUCUCCUGAGGCCCAACAGAGAGUUGGCGGUUGUUUCCUGAGCCUGAUGCCGCAGAUGAGGACCCUGUACCUCGCUUACUGUGCCAACCACCCAUCUGCUGUGAGCGUCCUCACAGAACAUAGCGAGGACCUGGGUGAGUUCAUGGAAUCGAAAGGUGCCAGCAGUCCUGGGAUCCUGGUGCUGACCACUGGCCUCAGCAAGCCCUUCAUGCGCCUGGACAAGUACCCGACGCUGCUGAAGGAGCUGGAGAGACACAUGGAGGAUUAUCAUCCUGAUAGACAAGACAUUCAGAAGUCCAUGACUGCCUUCAAAAACCUUUCAGCCCAGUGUCAAGAAGUACGAAAAAGGAAAGAGCUGGAGCUGCAGAUUCUGACGGAGCCCAUCCGGAGCUGGGAGGGGGAUGACAUCAAGACGCUGGGCAGUGUUACGUACAUGUCCCAAGUCACGAUUCAGUGCGCGGGAAGCGAGGAAAAGAAUGAGCGAUACCUCCUGCUCUUCCCAAGCCUUCUGCUCAUGCUGUCUGCCAGUCCCAGGAUGAGUGGUUUCAUCUACCAGGGAAAGCUACCAACGACAGGAAUGACAAUCACAAAACUUGAGGACAGUGAGAACCACAGGAAUGCAUUUGAGAUAUCAGGGAGCAUGAUCGAGCGGAUCCUGGUGUCUUGCAACAACCAGCAGGACCUGCAUGAAUGGGUGGACCACCUACAGAAGCAGACGAAGGUUACGUCUGUCAGCAACCCCACCAUCAAGCCCCACUCUGUGCCAUCACACACACUUCCCUCCCAUCCUAUCACUCCAUCCAGCAAGCACGCGGACAGCAAGCCUGUGGCACUGACGCCUGCGUACCACACACUCCCCCACCCCUCUCACCAUGGCACCCCACACACCACCAUCAGCUGGGGACCCCUGGAGCCUCCGAAGACCCCCAAGCCUUGGAGCCUGAGCUGCCUGCGGCCUGCACCUCCCCUCCGGCCCUCGGCUGCUCUCUGCUACAAGGAGGAUCUUAGUAAGAGCCCCAAGACCAUGAAAAAGCUGCUGCCAAAGCGCAAGCCCGAGCGGAAGCCUUCAGACGAGGAGUUUGCUGUGCGCAAGAGCACAGCUGCUCUGGAAGAAGAUGCGCAGAUCCUGAAGGUCAUCGAGGCUUACUGCACCAGUGCAAAGACGCGGCAGACGUUGAACUCAACAUGGCAAGGCACUGACCUGAUGCAUAAUCACGUCUUGGCUGAUGACGACCAAUCAAGUCUAGACUCCUUGGGUCGUCGCAGUAGCCUUUCUCGUUUGGAGCCCUCAGACCUGUCGGAAGACUCUGAGUAUGACAGUAUAUGGACAGCCCAUAGUUACAGAAUGGGUUCUGCAUCCCGUAAGAGCUGCUGCUCAUAUAUCUCUCACCAGAACUAACGCACUGAGCCUUUCUUAACGAUGCUUGUAUCGCAGCCUGCUUUUCUUAGACGUUUCUUGCUGUUCCUUGUCUCUCUUAUGUGAUAUUUUAACAACUCUGGAGAGUGUCUUGGUAUUUCCCAUUGUACCUAGUGGAGGCUCAAUUGCCAAUCUGAGAACGUGUUCAGCUGCUGCCUGUGGGAGGGAGGUGGUGGUCCAGAGUCUGCACCCGAGGGCUUUUCCUGUUAGGGAGGGUUAAACAAGCCCCAGAAGGUUUGGAUUUUAAUUCUCCACGUAGCAACUGUUUCACUUCCUCUCGGAUACAGCCGUAUGGACACUUUUCUAGUUUAUGCAACCGCAUAGGUUUGCAUCCAAGUGCCACAACGGAGGAGACUCUAGCCUUACACAUAGGGAUCUAGGUUUGCUUUUUUGUUUUGUUUGGUUUUUUUUUUUUUUUUAAAUGUGUAAUGCACUUGACCACGUAGCUGUGGAGAGGCUGAAGGAGUUUCUGUAACUGAAGCACCGAGUCGGCUGACAGCCAGCUGCUUUGGUGAUGGUGCAGAAUGCUCCAUGGACUCCGUGCCUGGCAGACGCACACCAGGGCUGGUGCCACUGGGUGUGGAGAGCAGAGUCUGGAGUCUGUCUCCACCCACUGCUCUGUGCCUUCUCAUGUGCGCCAUGGCUGUGAGGUGAGAGCUCCCCUUCUGAAGGUGAGUUCCCCGUCACGGCUGCGACCUCCACUAUCACACCACACCUCCCUGAACCGCAGUAAUGGGCAGUGUGGGGCACCGUCGAGUCUGCACUCGGAGGCGGCCGCUUCGGUCGCUGCCCGUGCAGCUCAGCUGUGUUCAGAGAGGUGCUCGGCUGAGUGCUUGGCCUGGCUGCAGCCCGGCUGCCCCACGUCCACACUUGGCUGUCUGCGAGAGCCACGCGUACCCUGUAGCUUUGAGCACCAGCUGCAGUGAAACUCUGUGUCCAGCAAUCCUGUAGUUCACCCCGGCACUUCAUUCCAGGGCAGUCUCAAAGACCGAAUAGGUUCCCACGCGCUGGCCUGGGAGAUGGCCCUUACCCCCCCGCCCCUCUCCCGGGGGUUGUUGGGAGGAGUUUUCACUGCCCUGAGAAAGAACGGAGUGUGACUUGAUUCAGUUGCAGCAGCAGACCACACCUGGCUGUUGCUUGAUUGGCAGCGCUGUCUACAGGGUGGUCCUUGACAUCUGCUUCAGAAACGGUGCCACAGCGAGUGGAGAAGGGUGCUCUUUCCAUCCUCCAGGGGAUGAGCUCUAGUGGCCAUGACCUCUGACCCCUAGCCCUCCUUGCCAAGCCUGCGUAUCCAGUAUUGUGUCCCCUUUGCUCCUCCCCUGGGAGCUGGGUCCUGCUGCUGCCAAUAGAGGGGCGUGUGCAUGGCGGGCGGGCGGGCUGGCCUGGGGCCGCUGGGCAGCACAGCCCCACACCCAGUCUGUCUGUUCCUCAUGGCUGCAGAGCUGCUCUUCCCCCUCAAGAGUUUGGACUUCUAUAAGGAAGUCAAGGAGCAAGCUUUUCAAACUGGCACCCAGUAUUAAUUUCAGUGGAAAUGAAGUUUGUGUAGAUUCUGCCAAAUAGCAAAUGGGACUUUUGAAAACAAAACAUACAAUGUCUGUGUUGAUUUGAUUUCAUACAGUGACAGAAACGGCUCUGCUGUCAUAUCCCACUCCGAGGUUGUCUCUGCUAACUGCCUCAGGCUGCUUGCCCUGCCUUACCUUAGCAUGGGUUGCCUGUCCUAAGCGGUGUGGUACAACAGGGAGGCACAGCUGUACUUGAGGUUUUCACACACGAGAAGUGACAGUCGCUGUCGGUAUUGUGAAGCACAGUCCUCACGGUUUGCCCUGGAUCCUUUCGUACCAGUCAGAGCCCGUGGAUGGCGUUUUUUUGUUGAGGCCAAUGCUGUGGAACAGCAGCCCAAACUUUUCUUUGCAUUUGUUUUGAAUGUCUGACAUUGGUUUUGUGACCUGGUUAGAAGUGUGUUAGUGCCACAGGCACAGGAGAUGGUCCUUGUGUGGCAGAGGGGACACAGCGCUGGAGGGGCCAUCCUUUCUACAUCUGUGGAACUGUAGUCAUGCUGAUAGUGUCUAACGUUUCUGCAGCUCUGUAAGCCGUGUACAGUGAGUGUGAUACGGAAGAAUACAGACUGAGCAAGAAGGUAGGUCCAAGCCAUCCCGGGCCGCCUGCAGGUGGCUCAGCAGUGUCCCGUCUAACUGGUCCUUGCCACAAGUCUUUCCUAAGCUACGUUAAUCCUGUGUUCGGCAUAAAAUUGCCAAAACACAAUAAUGUGUACAUAGUGGUAUAAGAUCUUGGGGAAAUCUAUAUAUUGUGCUCUUUAUCUGUGAAUGGGAAAAGCCAUUUUAGUACCAGACUCCCAUUUGGAAACUCCCUUGGAUGUAUAUCUGAAUGUUGCAUUGUAUUGUACAGUAUGCCUACUGUCUGUGCUUGCAUAUGGCAAUGAAGUGUCUGUUUUAUAUUUAAAAAGACAUCUGUUCUGUACAGUUGAAAUAAAUUUUGCAUUUGCUA
Molecule: messenger RNA, 4707 nt
Organism: Peromyscus maniculatus bairdii (prairie deer mouse)
Lineage: Eukaryota; Metazoa; Chordata; Mammalia; Rodentia; Cricetidae
Source: RefSeq, a predicted model, not a curated record